GUUCAUGCGGAAAUGCUAUCGGCAGCACGGUGUCGCUUUAAUAGUUUUCAUUUUAGCUUUAAUAGUUCAAAUAUAUCAACUACAACUCAACGCGUAGCCUUGACAUGCUUUAUUUGUACUCGCCUUGGUUAAUUAAACUUGAUAUUUAAUUUAUUUUAUCGACGCCAACACUGUCAGCAUGGAUAUUAAUCCACCCUGGCCAAAAGGAAAGAAAGUUGUCCACCUGGAUCUUAAAGGAGCCCCUCCCAAAUUGGAUUACCUUUGUCAGCUGAUCGAAUGCUUCUCUCGGAUGGGUGUUGAUGGUUUGCUCGUGGAAUAUGAGGACAUGUUUCCUUAUGAGGGAGAGCUGAAGCUCCUGCAGGCCACAGCACAACGUCCAUAUAGCCGAGAUGAGAUUAUAUUCAUGCAAAAAGUCGCAAAAUCUAAAGGAAUGGAGGUGAUUCCACUUGUGCAGACCUUCGGCCAUAUGGAGUUUGUGCUGAAACAUCCAUCCAUGUGGAGUCUUAGAGAAGUGUCCAACUGCGUAGGCACCCUCAAUCCCUGCAAGGAAGAAGGACUCAAGCUUGUGAUGGAGAUGCUGAGGCAGGUGGUGGCGCUGCAUCCUGAUUUAAAAACACUGCAUAUCGGUGCAGAUGAGGUGUACAUGUUGGGUGAGGGUGAACUGUCAAAACAGUGGUUGGCGUCACCCGGACGCUCUGUGGAACAACUUUUCUUGAGUCAUGUUGCAUCUGUGGUCAAUUAUAUCAAGGAGGCGUGGCCUCAUAUGACUAUCAUCGUGUGGGAUGAUAUGAUGAGAGGGAUGAGUCAGGACACACUAAAAGCGAGUGGUAUUCUAGGACGAGUCCAACCGAUGCUGUGGGAUUACACCCCUAAUCUGGAUGUGGAGAAAACCGUGUCAUUGCUGGAGAAGUACUACAGUGCUGGUAUGCAACAUAUAUGGGCGGCCAGCUCCUUUAAAGGCUCUACCAGGGUUUACACUAAUGUACCCAGUACACAGAGGCAUGUAGAUAACCAUUUGCAAUGGUUAAAAGUAGCCCAAUCCGUGCCUUCUGGUUUAAACAUUAUGGGUAUUGCUCUUACAGGCUGGCAAAGGUAUGACCACCUCUCGGUGCUAUGUGAGCUGAUGCCUUUGGCUCUUCCGUCACUAGCAGCCUGUCUCCAAACACUCAUCCAUGGCCAGUUUAGUCCUGAGGCUCAAAAGAUAGUCACCGAACUUUUAGAUAUCUCCUCUGUGGAGGCAGGGUCCAUGGGAAGUGCAACUGGAGAUGUCCGCCUGUUCCCUGGAAGGAGACUGGCGGAGUCGAUUGUGGACCUGGACUCACUUCUUUGUCUUGAAGACAUCAAGUCUUUUGAGAAAAAUAUGUAUGUUCGAGGAUGGUUCAGUCCCUACCAAAAAUCACGAAGAAUGGUAAACCCUCUCAUCAGCGUACAGAUUCAGAGUCAAGCAUCAAUGUAUUUGGAUCUAUUGCAAGAGAAGGUUAAUGUUGUAAGAGAGGGGAUGAGGCAUAUUUAUCCAGAUUCAACAGCUCAAGAAUGGAUGGAGGAACACGUUAGCCCAGUAAUGGGCCCCCUUAAGAGGAUUCUAGAUGAAAUCACAGAGUGCUCCAUGGAGAUAGUUCCAGCUCAGCGCUAAGUUGCUUUGGUGUAUAACGCCAGUUGUAUUUGAAUAAAAAACAGAUACAAUCCAAGCACACUUGGAAUUUUUAAAUCGUUUUAUUCCAGAAAAUGUAAAAGCAUAUCAGUAACUUCAAUUCAACAGUAGAAAAAAAUAACAUUUCAAGUGGUUUUAAACAGUGUUGCACCGAUACUGCACUAAAAUUAUCAUCAGGGAGUACUAAGAAAUAACUACAAUAUUUUAGGUUUAGUUUCCAACUGCUGGUCGCUCUAACCAAGAUGGUCGCUAGCUACAUGUGGGGUCCAGUCAUUCCUCUACAGAGAAUUUAAAUGAGUGUAUCAAUAGUUUAUCACUAUUAUAUACAUCUUCGAGUAUCAGAAUCGGUAUUGGGAGCCCAAAAAAAAGGUAUCAGUGCAACACUAGUUUUAAGUAACUAGUUUUCUCCUUUGGACUUGAGCACAGCCUGAUUACGAAUACACAGGGGAAAAAAAUACAUCUUUGACCAGCAACAGUCAGGCUUAAUUGUAAAAAAAAAUCACAUUUGGUUGAUCUUCAAGGUUACUGGCAGUAAAAGAAUUUAUCCCAUUGCCAGUUGUGUGCAUAUAAGCAAAAUAUGGGUGGUGUAGAAAAUAGUACCAGCAGCCCUUUGGUUGACUAAUAGAAAGACCAUACAGUAGGAAGGCACAGUAAAUAUGUAAUUGUUUUCUCAUAGUAAUUAGAGCCAGAAUGUUUCCCUUUCAAAAACAUGCACUGUAAUAUUUGUAAGUGAGCGCACCAUGCAAUGAGAGCAGCGGAGUAAUCACAGCCAAUGUUAUUGUUUAGCAGUGGACUCAUUAUCCCAAAGUAGGUUAUUCUUUUUUGUCCGCCGACUCGCUGCUGUUUUCCGAAAAAUCAGCUUCCUCCUCUGUGAACUCUUCCUGUUGCUUUUGCCGCCGCUCCUCCAUCCCCAAAAAGCGCUUGAGCAAUUCUGCGAUUGCCUCCACAUCACUGAAUGGGGGAGGAAAAAAAGUGUUUUCAUACUUUGAAUUAUUCUUGCGUUAUAUUUAUCCUGAUCACUUAAACUUGAUUUUAAAAGGUUAAUGAGUGUAUGGGGACAAUUUCCUAAACCCUCAGUGCCCGAAUUUACAUUUAUUAAAUAUACAUAAACGACUGUUCAGUGCCCCUAAAGUGACAUUGACAAAGAUAAAAUAAAUUUAAGCAAUCUGGUGCGCACCACAAACUAUGGUAAACAUUUGCGUUAUUAGCAUUUAAGCUAGGGGACUUUUGCUA
Messenger RNA from Corythoichthys intestinalis (scribbled pipefish), 2884 nucleotides. RefSeq names its product hexosaminidase d (gene hexd). Gene Ontology annotation, molecular function: hexosaminidase activity. The record is from RefSeq and is a predicted model, not a curated record. Gene Ontology annotation, biological process: carbohydrate metabolic process. NCBI's taxonomy places the organism in Eukaryota, Metazoa, Chordata, Actinopteri, Syngnathiformes, Syngnathidae. The coding region runs from base 179 to 1633 and encodes 484 amino acids. The transcript is spliced from 11 exons.